AUGAGUACCAGUGGAACGCAAAGCGAUUUGAAGGAUGAGAAAUCCGACGUGGGCGCCAUCACCGCCACUGACGUAUCCCCUAGCGUGCAGAAUGCCGAAAGAACUGGUCUGGCGGAUCUGGAGGGUAUCAAGCGCAACUGGAGUCUUCGCAGUCUGAUCGUGAUCUGGGUCUCUGCUGGUCUGAUGAGUUUUGUCGUCACGUUGAAUAACCAGUCAUCUUCGACAUUUGCCCCUUAUGCCGCGAGUGGCUUCAGCUCGGCCCCACUCGUGGGCACGAUCGCUGUUGUUCAAGCAGUGAUUGCAUCUGCCUGUCUGCAGUCACUGGCCAGAUUUGCCGAUCUCUACGGACGCUUGGAGAUGUUUCUAUUUUGCAUAUUGAUGACGACCAUUGGCGAGAUUAUGCUUUCUUCUUCCGCGACGGUUGGUGUUUACGCUGGCGCUCAAGUAUUCUGGGUAAUUGGUCUCGAAGGGAUCCUUUUGAUGCUUCAGAUUAUUGCUGGUGAUUCGAGUGAUCUUCAUAAUCGUGCAGUGAUGAAUGCAAUUCCAUAUGCACCGUCAUUCAUUACCGCUUGGAUUACUGCCCCAUUUGCAGCUUCUGUCCUCAAAGUCUCAUGGAGAUGGGGGUUUGGAAUAUUCGCAAUCCUUGUGCCCGUAGUUGGGACCCCACUUGUGUUAUCUCUAUUCCACAGCAAGCGAAAGGCUAAAAGACAACAAAAGUCUCAGGGGACUUACAAGCACCGUAACCACAUUGCCAACAUCAAACGCCUAGACCCCAUUGGUCUAAUCUUGUUUGCGGCAGGCCUGUCCCUGUUACUUGUUCCUAUGACACUGGCGGCAAGGACAACGAAUACUUGGAAAGCCCCUCACAUUAUUGCCAUGCUGGUGAUCGGUUUCGUGAGCCUUGUUGCAUUUGUCUUGUGGGAAAUCAAAUGGGCCCCUUGGCCUAUCCUCUCCAUGAGGUUGUUCAAGAGCCGAACUGUUAUAUUUGGCCUAGCAGCGUCAUUGAUUGACUAUACGGCACUUUACAUUCUUCAAGACUAUAUUGUGACAUACGAGCUGGUCGCCGGACAACUAUCUGUUACGGCCGCUACAAACAUCGCAAUUCUCAUCCCGUUCGCUGCUGUACCUGGACAGUUUGGAGCCGCUUUCCUUGUGAAAUAUACAAAGCGAUACAAGUGGAUUACAGUUUCCGGGUUUGCUCUUAAUCUUCUUGGACUCGGAUUGGCAUAUAAGUAUAUCAAUGGGCACGACCAUUUGGGUGCUCUGGUUGUCUCGCAAUUAAUAUUGGGCUUUGGAGAAGGAAUCAUCAACACCAUGCAACUCGGCAUGCAAACAGCCGUGAGCCAGGAUGACAUGGCCGCAGUAACUGCUUUGUUCACUACUGCUGUGGGAGUGGGCAGUGCCAUUGGCGGAGCGGUGGCUGGAGGAGUGUGGACUGCUAUUCUUCCUCAGAAGCUUGCCCAGUAUCUACCCAGCGAUGCUCUAGGUCAGCUUGCUGAGAUUGAAGGGUCGAUUGAGGUUGCCAUGGAAUAUGCCUGGGGUUCGCCGACCCGGGAUGCUAUCAACCAGUCAUAUACAAGCACAUUCCGACUGAUGCUGUUGAUCGCGGUCAUCCUUGAGGUUUUUGCGUUGGUAUUUGCUCUCCUCAUUCAGGAUCUGAAUGUUCAGGAGGUAGACGAUUCGCGAGAUUACCCGGGUAUGGUUAUUGGUAAGACAGGUGCGAUUGAUACCUUGAAGGGCAAGAUUCAUGUUCAUAGGGACAAUCGUGAUAACGGCGCACUUGUGACCGAAGAAGUUAGCAGAGCUUAG
This is a messenger RNA of Penicillium verhagenii, 1809 nucleotides long. RefSeq lists its product as uncharacterized. Bases 1 to 1809 code for a protein of 602 amino acids. The transcript has 8 exons. The record is from RefSeq and is a predicted model, not a curated record. NCBI's taxonomy places the organism in Eukaryota, Fungi, Ascomycota, Eurotiomycetes, Eurotiales, Aspergillaceae. Gene Ontology annotation, molecular function: siderophore-iron transmembrane transporter activity. Gene Ontology annotation, biological process: siderophore transmembrane transport.